UCCACCAUGUCUCCGCUGAAGACCUCAGUCCUUCUCUUGGCUCUGUUCCUCCCGUCGCUGCUUUCCACAGUGGACAAUGCCUUGGGUUCACCCAGGACUGGGUCAUCUUCUCCAGACGGUGGCAACCGUAGCUCCAAGUGCCAGGAAAACACCGAAUGCCAGGAAGGUGUGAUCUUACCUGUGUGGCUCCCCCAGAAUCCUUCCGUCGGAGAUAAGGUAGCCCGGGCCAUCGUUUACUUUGUGGCCCUCAUCUACAUGUUCCUGGGCAUGUCCAUCAUUGCCGACCGCUUCAUGGCCUCCAUCGAAGUGAUCACCUCGCAGGAGAAGGAGAUCACCAUUAAGAAACCCAACGGGGAGACCACGACGACCACAAUCCGCAUCUGGAACGAGACGGUCUCAAACCUAACCUUGAUGGCCCUGGGAUCUUCUGCGCCCGAGAUACUCCUCUCCAUCAUUGAGAUUGUGGGUCAUGGCUUUCACGCAGGAGACAUGGGUCCCAGCACCAUUGUGGGCAGCGCCGCUUUUAACAUGUUCAUCAUCAUUGCCAUCUGCAUCCACGUGGUCCCUCAGGGCGAGGUACGGCGCAUCAAACACCUGCGGGUUUUCUUCGUCACGGCGGCGUGGAGCAUUUUCGCGUACAUCUGGUUGUACCUCAUCUUGGCCUGGUUCUCUCCCGGCGAGGUCGAACUAUGGGAAGGUCUUCUCACCUUCAUGUUUUUCCCAGUCUGUGUCCUCCAAGCUUGGGUGGCUGACCGGCGACUCCUCUUCUACAAAUACGUGCAGAAAAAGUACCGGACGGAUAAAUCACGGAGUCUCAUUAUCGAGAGCGAGGGAGACACCGGCUACCCGAAAAUGGACAUUGAGAUGGAUAACUCACUCAAGGAAGGAUCGGAAGGUCUGGGGGAUACGGGUAAGGAUCAAGACGAGGAGGCCCGCAGAGACAUGGCUCGGACCUUGCGGGAUUUGAAACAGAAGUACCCUGAAAAGGACAUGGAACAACUGAUAGAAAUGGCCAACUAUCAAGUACUGGUCCAGCAGCAGAAGAGCCGCGCAUUCUACCGCAUCCAAGCAACCCGUAUGAUGAUCGGAGCUGGGAACAUCCUCAAGAAACACGCGGCCGAUCAGGCCCGCAAAGCAAUCAGCAUGCAAGAAGUCCAGAUGGAGGAAGAUGAAUCGGUGACGAGAAUCGGUUUCGAGCCAGCUCACUAUCAGUGCUUUGAGAACUGUGGCUCUGUGGUCCUGACUGUGGCCCGUCGAGGAGGGGACCUGGACUGCGUCACUGUGCGAGUGGACUUCCGUACAGAGGACGGAACGGCGAACGCUGGCUCAGACUAUGAAUUUGCAGAGGGUACCUUGCUCUUCAAGCCGGGAGAGACGUGCAAGGAACUGCGGGUAGGGAUCAUUGACGAUGAUAUUUUUGAAGAGGACGAAUAUUUUUACGUCCACCUCAGUAACGUCAGGGCAGCCUGGGCCGAGCUAGGGCCGGAGCCUCCUCCAAAAGCUUGUCUCUUACCUUCCAAGAUGGCCACCGUGACGAUCUUCGAUGAUGACCAUGCUGGUAUCUUUACCUUUGAGGGACCCUCUAAGCGAGUGAACGAAAGCGUAGGUGUGGUACACAUCAAAGUGUUGAGGACUUCGGGGGCCCGCGGGCGAGUGGCCAUCCCCUAUCACACCAUCGAGGGCACGGCGAAAGCCGGCGAGGAUUACGAGGAAGUGGCCGGCAAGGUGGAAUUUCAGAACGACGAGACAGUAAGAUACAUCGAGAUAAAAAUCAUCGACGAUGAGGAGUAUGAAAAAAAUAAGAAUUUUUACCUGGAAUUGGGACCCCCGGUUAUUUUGGACAUCGGACUCCGGCACGGUGACACCAACGAGAAUCAGCUGCCUGCAGGAGAGCGGGAAAAAAUUGCCAAAAUGGGAUACCCCAGUUUGGGAGAAAACGCCAAACUCGAAGUUAUCAUUGAGGAAUCUUACGAGUUCAAG
Molecule: messenger RNA, 1980 nt
Organism: Notechis scutatus (mainland tiger snake)
Lineage: Eukaryota; Metazoa; Chordata; Lepidosauria; Squamata; Elapidae
Source: RefSeq, a predicted model, not a curated record